Molecule: messenger RNA, 2099 nt
Organism: Xyrauchen texanus (razorback sucker)
Lineage: Eukaryota; Metazoa; Chordata; Actinopteri; Cypriniformes; Catostomidae
Product: UTP--glucose-1-phosphate uridylyltransferase-like
Exons: 10
Coding region: 377-1900 (507 amino acids)
Biological process (GO): glycogen metabolic process; UDP-alpha-D-glucose metabolic process
Cellular component (GO): cytoplasm
Molecular function (GO): UTP:glucose-1-phosphate uridylyltransferase activity
Source: RefSeq, a predicted model, not a curated record
CAGUGCUGGAGUUUAUUAAAGGGGUGCAGCACUAUUCUCUCUCUCUCGCUCUCUGUCUGUGCGUCUCCAUCAGCGGUUCAGUCAUUGCAGCAGUGCGUUACAAAGCCCUGGUCGGGUGUCCUGCGUCUGUCACCCGCUGAGACCCACUGUGAAACUCUCAGGCUUGUCGGUUUGGAUGAGCACUUGAGUCUUGUUUAGUAUAAAGGGGGUUCUCAAAGCAUUAUUGUUGUUACUGAUUCCUCUACAGUGCAGGAGCUGUAGUUUUAUCCAGAACAAUACAAAGGAAAAGAGCUGUACAAACAGUAUUGAGUUCAGUUUGGACCAACACCAUACAGGAUUAUUUUAUAUAUUUAAUCUCCAUCAAAAGUUCCUGAUCAUGUCUUUUGUCGCUGAUCUGUACAGAGGAGGACCUAAUGCAGGUAUGACAGAGUUUCAGGAGAAGCAGAGGUUGCAGCAUGAGACCUCCAUGCACUCAGAGCUGGAGAAACUCUUGACCACUGCUAAGUCACCGGAGGUGGAGAUCUCCAGAAAGGACUUUGAGGGCUUCAAGAAGCUCUUUCACCGUUUCCUUCAGGAGAAGGGACCUUCUAUAGACUGGGCCAAGAUCCAGAGACCACCCGAAGACUCGAUCCAGCCCUAUGAGAAGAUCAAGUUGAAGGGUCUUCCUGCCGAUGUGGCGUCCAGUCUAAAUAAACUCGCUGUGGUGAAGCUCAAUGGAGGUCUCGGCACCAGCAUGGGCUGCAAAGGACCCAAGAGUCUCAUCAGCGUCCGCAAUGAAAACACGUUCCUGGACCUGACUGUACAGCAGAUUGAGCAUUUAAAUAAGAAGUAUAAUGCAGAUGUUCCCCUUGUGCUGAUGAAUUCCUUUAACACAGACGAGGACACCAAGAAGAUCUUACAGAAAUACACACAUCUCCGUGUCACGAUACACACUUUCAACCAGAGCAGGUAUCCCAGAAUCAAUAAGGAGUCUUUGUUGCCCGUGGCCACUAACAUGGGGCUGGAGGGUGAGAACGCAGAAGCCUGGUACCCACCUGGGCAUGGAGACAUCUACACCAGCUUUUACAACUCUGGUGUGCUGGACAAGCUCAUUGCGGAAGGGAAAGAGUACAUCUUUGUGUCCAACAUCGAUAAUCUGGGUGCCACGGUGGACCUGAACAUUUUAAACCACCUGGUGAGCCAGCCGAGUGGCAAACGAUGCGAAUUCGUCAUGGAGGUCACCGAUAAGACGAGAGCUGACGUGAAGGGUGGUACGCUGACUCAGUAUGAUGGUAAACUCAGGCUGCUGGAGAUCGCUCAGGUGCCCAAAGCUCAUGUAGAUGAGUUUAAAUCUGUCACCAAGUUCAAGAUCUUCAACACCAACAAUCUGUGGAUCAGCCUGCCGGCCAUUAAAAGACUUCACGAACAGAACGCGAUGGACAUGGAAAUAAUCGUGAACCCCAAGACUCUAGAUGGCGGUCUGAAUGUGAUUCAGCUGGAGACUGCGGUGGGUGCUGCCAUGAAGAGCUUCGACAACGUGCUGGGUAUCAACGUGCCUCGCAGCCGCUUCCUGCCCGUCAAAACCACUUCUGACCUCCUAUUGGUCAUGUCCAACUUGUACAGUAUGGAUACAGGGUCUCUGACCAUGAGCCCCAAGAGAGAAUUUCCCACAACACCUCAUGUCAAACUGGGCAGCUCCUUCACAAAGGUUCGGGACUUCCUAAAAAGGUUUGAGAGCAUUCCUGACAUGCUGGAAUUGGAUCACCUGACUGUAUCGGGAGAUGUUACCUUUGGAAAACAAGUCACUCUCAAGGGUACUGUUAUCAUUAUUGCUAAUCAUGGAGACAGAAUUGAUAUCCCAGCUGGAGCGAUGCUGGAGAACAAGAUCGUUUCAGGAAACCUGCGCAUUCUGGACCAUUGAAGCCUUUACAACCAAACACAACUGUUACACAGCAAUUCACCUGGACUGUUACUGGGCAUAUACUGUGUGUGUCUGUGUGUGUCUGUGUGUGUCUGUGUGUCUGUGUGUGUGUGUGUGUGUGUGUGUGUGUGUGUGUGUGUGUGUGUGUGUGUCAGAUAUACAGUAUGAGUGUCACCUGAAAUGCAUAUCCAUAUGAUUA